CUUUGCAGACAAUCACACGGGGCUCCACUGUCUUGUUUUCUGUCUCUCCCCUGUUAUUUUUUAUCUCUUUUUAGCGCCCUUUAAACACAUAUCCUUAAGUUUUCCCAUUUUUAAACCCCAGACUGGCUUAAUAAUGCCAGUUCUUUGUAGAAAAAGCUGCUUCUACAGCAAAUGUCAUCGUCUUUUUGUCUUCGGAGGUGGAUUUAGCUCAGGUCUGACCCACUUUUAGCCCCCUUGGCUUCACAUUGGCUCUAGUUGGAGAUGUUUUCGCAUCUGUUCCGCUCCCCGGAGGAGUCCUGGGGGGAUGCGAUCUCCCCGAGCCUGCAGCUGGCUCUGACCGCCGUGUACACGGCUCUGUACUCCCUCCUGUUCGUGUUCGUGUACCUGCAGCUGUGGCUCAUCCUGCACUACGGCCACAAGCGCUUCAGCUACCAGAGCGUGUUCCUGUUCCUGUGCCUGCUGUGGGCAGCGCUGCGGACCACGCUCUUCUCCUUCUACUUCAGGAACGUGCUGCAGGCCAACCAGCUGCAGCCGCUGGCCUACUGGCUGCUGUACUGCUGCCCCGUGUGCCUGCAGUUCUUCACGCUCUGCCUGCUCAACCUCUACUUCACCCAGGUGAUGUUCAAGGCGAAGGCCAAGUAUUCACCAGAGCUGACUAAGUACAAGACGCCGCUGCGGCUCUUCUUCCUCUGUCUGAGCGUCUUCUUCCUGGUGGUGAAUCUAACGUGUGCGUUGUUGGUGCAAGGGGCGCUGGAGCACGCUGAGUCGCCAAACGACGGCGGCGUCAGGCAUGCAGUCCUGGCUCGGGUCCUGAUCAACGACAGCCUCUUCGUCUUGUGUGCCAUCUCUCUGGCCGUGUGCAUCUUCAAGAUCGCUAAGAUGUCAUCCGCCAACGUUUACCUGGAGUCCAAGGGCACGUCGGUGUGCCAGGCGACGGCCAUCGGAGCCGUGGUCAUCCUCCUCUACACCUCCAGAGCCUGCUACAACCUGGUGGUGGUGUCCCUGUCCCCGCAGGACCGGCCCAGUCCCUUCAACUACGGCUGGUACACCGUCUCCGACCAGGCGGACGUGCGGGAGAUCAGCGGCGAGGCCUACAUCGUGUUCGGCAUCAUCCUGUUCUUCUGGGAGCUGCUGCCCACCAGCCUGGUGGUGCUGUUCUUCCGGGUCCAGAGGCCCCACCAGAACCUGGCUCCAGGCGGCCUGAUCAACAGCCACAGCUUCAGCUCCAGGGCUUACUUCUUCGACAACCCUCGCCGCUACGACAGCGAUGACGACCUCUCCCGCAGCGUCAACAGCAGGAGCGACCGGGCCAGCCUCCUCUCCACCACUCCCCAGCUGGCCACGUCCAGCUGGUACGGCUCCAUCCAGCGCCACGGGCUGUUAGCCGCCGCGGGGGCGGCGUCGUCCCUGCAGCCGCCGCCCUCCACCGCCCCGCUGCUGUUCGCCAACGGAAACAUCCAGAGCCACCAACACCACCACCACAACUACUACUCCACCCCGCAGAACAACAACUACCAGCACCACCACCACAGCAACUACUACUCCACGCCGCAGAACUACUACUGCGGCUCACAGACGCAUUUCUGCCCGCCGCAGAACUGAGCUAGGACCGGGGCCGACUACUAACCCUCCUUCUCCCUUCAUCCCUUUAUCCAGCUUGAUCUAAACUGGGACUUGUAAGCGAUGCACCUUGCACAAAAGUGGGUUCAGCAGCUCUUGCUAGGAGGAAGUGGAGGUCACAUGACCACGAGACGGUGACGAGUCCCGAAUGGUUACGCUGCUACGUCUCCAACCCCAACCCCUGUCUUUCCUGUUAAAUGCUUUGAAAGGUUCUCAAACGGGAGACUGGAACCACGACGGACCAGAUAAUCAUCAUUCCACCUUCCUGAUUCGCACAUCUGAACACGGAGGGGGGGGGGGGGGGCUAAAUUAGCAGCUGCGAGCUAACCGCUAAUUCUGAAGCGGGUCGGAACUUAAGAGAGAGAAACAUUAGUCACAUUGUUGUUCACGUGGUUAUUUGGGUUGAGAGUGUUUGAUACAAUCAUGUCACGCUGUUCAGGCUGGCGGCCGGUUAGCGUUGCUGAGAGUUAGCUCGGCUUAAAUCACAGAAUAUUGUUGUUCUUGUUCUUGUUGUUGAUUCCUCACCGCACAGAGGGUGUAAAGGUGCCGCUGGCAGGACCGACGCUCGGUUCUGCUUCACUGGUACGGCCGCGGGUCCAGCUGGACGUGUAAUAUAAGCUCCCGGCGUGUUAGCGCUCACGGCGUGUUAGCGCUCACGGCGUGUUAGCGCUCACGGCACAGACGUGGGGUCGUCGGGUCCAGGUCCAGUCGCCGGGUCAUGGAUGAUGACGGGUCAGGGGGAAAUCCUGGCCGUCUCAGCCCCAAAUAGUCAGUUAAAAGGUCAGAGUUCUCAGACGUGGGUCGUAUAAGGGACUCGACAUGAAUAUUGGACCUGCUCUUGACAGCAGAGUGAAACUCUGAGCUUUAGCUGUAUCCAUGCAGGCUGGACGAGUUUUUAAAGUUUAUUUGUGACCAAAAACAAUUCAUAUAAACUUCUUUUUUUACUUAAUUUAUGUUUUGGUUUUUUUUAGCUGUGAGGCAGACAUUUGCACUUAGGUAGAAAGUGGGCGUGGCCCUGAUUGUAGUUGGUAUUUCUUCCUUUCUCAAGUUUCUUUUAGUAAUCUUCUAGUUUAUAUUUUACUAUUUAUCCCUUGAAAAAAGGAAAUAUCAACGUGCCAUCACAUUUCGUCAUUCCUAAUAUUUGCAUUCCUCAAAGAAAGAUAUUUUUGCACAAGAAAUGGCCAGAUGAUGUAUGUUUUUAAUCGUGUCUUCAUGCCUGCGCCGCGUGUUCGGGGGCAUCCGUGGUCUUAGCUUAGCUUUGUCUCGUGUGCUUUUAUACAUCAGUUUAAUUUUGCACAGAUUCUUUUUUUUUUUAACUAACAGAUUUUAUAGGUUUGUUUUGUUGUUACUCUGAAUCUCAUGACGGACUGCAGCCUGUCGGCCAGGAAGAAGGUAGUUUUUUUUGUCGUUUUCGAUCCACUUCUGACGCCAAAAUCGGCACGUGUGUGUUAGAUAACUGAGGAAUGACCGCUGUUGUAUUUCGGCUAAAACCUUUCCCAGCCGGUUGAUUCGUUUCAGCUGCCGCUCAUCUGACAGAGAAGAGAAGUCUUCAUCCUUGUGCGGUGCAGAGUGCAUGUUUCCCAGGGCGGAGAUAUUUCUGUGAAGACGUUAUCAGUCUAUGCUACACAGCUGCAGCAUCUUAUUUCCUGAAAAUGAACCGUUUUCUGUCAUUGAUGGUUUUAUCUGUGGCCAUAUUGAAUGUAACCUGUGCAACAGAUCACUAAUGUGUAUGCAAGAAAAGCACUACCAUGUUUAAUAAAGGCCUACUGCACUGUU
Cololabis saira (Pacific saury) is the source of this 3396-nucleotide messenger RNA. It is a transcript of the gene gpr137c, whose product is annotated as G protein-coupled receptor 137c. NCBI's taxonomy places the organism in Eukaryota, Metazoa, Chordata, Actinopteri, Beloniformes, Belonidae. Gene Ontology annotation, cellular component: lysosomal membrane. Gene Ontology annotation, biological process: positive regulation of TORC1 signaling. The record is from RefSeq and is a predicted model, not a curated record. The coding region runs from base 262 to 1602 and encodes 446 amino acids. The transcript has 8 exons.